AUGGAGCUAAACCCAGCUGGUGUCACUCGGGAGACUGAAAGGGAGCUUGACGAGAAAUACCCAAAUAGGCCACGUAAUCACGGACAGACUCUUCCUUUUCAUGACUUGUUCAUAUCGCUAUUCAACCCUCUCAACGACCUCAAAAAGAAACCUGCAGGGCCUCCAGCAGCUCGAAGGAAGGCAGGGCCCCAUGGGCGCAACAACCUCUCACCGCAUGAGUUACGUCGUAAUGUGAUUGAACGCUUUAUUUCUCGAUGGCGACAGCAAGUCGGCAAUGACUUUUUCCCGGCAUUCCGACUUAUUGUCCCCGAGAAAGACCGUGAUCGUGCUAUGUAUGGAUUGAAAGAAAAGGCUAUUGGCAAACUGCUUGUCAAAGUCAUGAAAAUUGACAAAAAUUCCGAAGAUGGCUAUAAUCUUUUGAAUUGGAAACUUCCUGGACAAAGGGCAGCAACUGCAAUGGCCGGAGACUUUGCUGGCCGCUGCUUCGAAGUCAUCUCCAAGAGACCAAUUAGAAUGGAAGUGGGUGACAUGUCAAUUGCUGAAGUUAACUCCCGACUUGAUGACUUGGCUGCCGCUUCUAAGGAGGAUGAACAGCAACCCAUCCUUGCCGAAUUUUAUCGGCGGAUGAACCCCGAAGAGAUGAUGUGGCUGAUAAGGAUUAUUCUACGACAAAUGAAGGUCGGUGCUACCGAGCGAACAUUUUUUGAAAUCUGGCAUCCAGAUGCCGAGAGCCUUUUCAAUAUUUCUAGUAGCCUUCGUCGAGUAUGCUGGGAAUUAUACCUACCAAGCAUUCGCCUUGACGCGGAUGAAGCCCGCGUUACUCUUAUGCAAUGCUUCCAACCACAGCUCGCUCAAUUCCAAAUGCACUCUUUUCAAAAGAUGAUUGAAAGGAUGAGGUUAGCUGAAGAUGAUCCUCAAUUCUGGAUUGAAGAAAAACUCGAUGGUGAACGCAUGCAGCUUCAUAUGGAGACGAACAGCUCUAUACCAGGUGGAAAGAGAUUCGAAUUUUGGUCAAGAAAGGCCAAGGAUUACACGUACCUAUAUGGAAAUGGGUUCUAUGACGAAAGUGGAUCUUUAACAAGGCAUCUGCAGAAUGCCUUUGCGGACGGAGUUGAAAGUAUUAUUCUUGAUGGAGAGAUGAUUACCUGGGAUCCGGAACAGGAUGCACCUGUACCAUUUGGUACGUUAAAGACGGCAGCUUUAUCAGAGCAGCGAAAUCCGUUUUCUGCAACUGGUCAUCGUCCCCUAUUCAGGAUAUUUGAUAUCGUGUAUCUCAACGGUAAGCCCCUGACAAGAUACACCCUUCGGGAUAGGCGCCGAGCACUAGAAGCAAGUGUGGUUCCAGUUCACCGACGCUUUGAAAUUCACCCCUAUGACGUUGGCACAAGUGCGAGUGAUAUUGAACCUUUACUUCGGAAAGUAGUAGCAGAGGCGUCUGAGGGCCUUGUUUUGAAGAACCCAAACUCCCCAUAUCGACUCAACGAGCGCAACGAUGACUGGAUGAAAGUGAAACCAGACUACAUGACUGAAUUUGGAGAAUCUAUGGACUGUAUUGUUGUGGGUGGUUACUAUGGCUCUGGUAAAAGAGGCGGAAAUAUCUCUAGUUACCUUUGCGGCCUGAGGGUUGAUGCCCAGGAUGGGGCUAAUCCGAUGAAAUGUUAUUCCUUCUGCAAAGUCGGAGGAGGAUUCACAGCAGCGGAUUAUGCAAAUAUUCGUCACCAUACCGAUGGCAAGUGGCAUGAUUGGAAUCCCAAAAAGCCGCCUACUGAAUACAUAGAACUUGCGGGUUGCGAUGCACAGCAUGAACGGCCAGAUGUAUGGAUUAAGCCUGAUGACUCGGUCGUCGUAUGCGUUAAGGCAGCAGCUGUUACACCUAGUGAUCAGUUUAGGCUGGGGCUAACAGUUCGAUUUCCUCGCUUUAAGCGGUUAAGGAUGGAUAAGGACUGGCAGAGUGCAUUGUCUGUUCAGGAAUUCAUGGACCUAAAGGCCGGUGCUGAGCAAGAGAAGAAGGACAAUGAAUUUCAAGUGGAAUCCCGCGGGAAGAAAGCCAAACGGAGUAAAAAGAAAGAACUAAUCAUUGCUGGCUCUGGCGAGGCAAAGGUCGCAUACGUUGGUGGGAAAGCCCAUAUUUUUGAUGGGCUUUCAUUCUUUGUGAUGUCCGAGUCUUUGAAGCCAACGAAGAAAUCAAAAGCUGAUCUGGAACAGCUAAUUAAGGCGAAUGGAGGAAAGAUAUAUCAAACAAACACUGCAUCAAAGAACACCUACUGCAUCGCGGACAGAAGAACCGUAAAAGUAGCGUCGUUGCAGAAGUCUGCCCUUGAGAAUGUCAUCCGACCCUCCUGGAUUUUUGACUGCAUCGAACAAAAUGAACUUGAUACCGGGGAAGAUGACGUUCUACUCCCUCUAGAGCCACGGCAUAUGUUCUUCACCAAAGAAGACCAAAAGGAGGAAAUCAGCAAAAAUGUCGACAGAUAUGACGACAGCUUUGCCAGAAAUACCACUAUCCCAGAGCUUACAGCGAUUCUACAAAAGAUGAACUUGGCAUCAGAUGAUAUAUCUGAAGAAGAUAGGCUUGAUAUCAUGUCUGACCUCUCCCUGGAUCGAGAUCAAGGCUCCGCCGAUAAUUUUGUCGCGGGGUGGCUGUUUAAAGACUUGACAAUGUUCUUUGUCCCCUGCAACCAGCCGCCCAGCGCCCCGGGCAGGCCCUGUAUCGAAAGGCUGUCGAUACGUCAGCAGCUGGCUCGAAACACGGUCAUUUUUACAGGGGCCACCGUGGUUGACGACCAGACGAACAAUCGCAUCACCCACGUUAUUGUUGAUCCAUCAGAAGACAGGGAUCCAGAGACUGGAAAGGCCAAAAGCUAUUCUGCUCUGAGAUCAGGAUUUGCAUCUCGACGGCCCAUUCCUCACUUUGUGACUGUUCAGUGGAUAGAAGAAUGUUGGAAAGAAAAGACACUGGUUGAUGAAGAGCGAUUUUUUGCGCCUAAGUGA
This is a messenger RNA of Nannizzia gypsea CBS 118893, 2991 nucleotides long. RefSeq names its product DNA ligase 4. NCBI's taxonomy places the organism in Eukaryota, Fungi, Ascomycota, Eurotiomycetes, Onygenales, Arthrodermataceae. Gene Ontology annotation, cellular component: DNA ligase IV complex. Bases 1 to 2991 code for a protein of 996 amino acids. The record is from RefSeq and is a predicted model, not a curated record. Gene Ontology annotation, molecular function: DNA ligase (ATP) activity; DNA binding; ATP binding. The transcript is spliced from 7 exons. Gene Ontology annotation, biological process: nucleotide-excision repair, DNA gap filling; DNA biosynthetic process; DNA recombination.